CUUCCACUCCUUCGCAAGCCAUGUCGCUGCUCGGGGCAGACUACAGCAGCGGCAGUGACUCGUUCGACAACGACGAGGUCGAGCACGUGGCUCGUGUAGAGAAGGAACCGUCGAUUGUUCUUCCGCGAGUGGACGACAUCUUCAAGGAAACCAAAGCUCCGUCCUUCCUCGUCAAACCCAAAAAAGCUUCGUUGGACGUGUUUGACAUCGACAAGGAAACACUGACCAAGCUCCCACCGCCUCCCAUGGAGCUUGCGCAACGAAGGACCCAUGAUAGCACCGACACACCUCCUGAAGCCAAAGCAAAGGUGGGUUCUAUGUUCGAGUUUCCCGGUGUCGAUCAAGAUAUUCCGAAGCGAACAAAGCACUUGCCACGCCACCAUCAAAAGCAGUCGGGUGAGAGCAACUCGCACAAGCGAAAAGGCGGCGACGGGGAUAAGACCAGUGGCAAAGAUCGCGUCAAGCAGCAGCGUCUUAAGGGUCAGUCGGGAAUUGGCAGCGACUUCAAGACAUGGAAAUCCGAGACAGAGAUGAAAAUGCGCCAGGGUUACGACUAAACACAAACGCUUUCUACCUACAUGCCUUCGAUCGUGGCGCUCUCGGGACAAGCCACGUCCUUUGUCCAAAUGCGCCGACGGACCAGUCGUUCGGAUGUGCACACGUGCCGUUCUACAACAGAGUCUCUUCCUCGUGCACUGGAAGGACUCUUAACGUCGCAAUUCAGCAUUCAGUUUUCGUAA
Aphanomyces invadans is the source of this 740-nucleotide messenger RNA. RefSeq lists its product as hypothetical. The coding region runs from base 21 to 557 and encodes 178 amino acids. Lineage: Eukaryota; Oomycota; Saprolegniomycetes; Saprolegniales; Verrucalvaceae. The record is from RefSeq and is a predicted model, not a curated record. The transcript has a single exon.